AUGCCUUGGUGUGCCUUUGUGCUGAUGUUUAACUUCAUAGUCACUUCGGGAGCAGUCGCCGGCCAAGAAAGACCGACGGUACACACCGAUUCCGGAAUAGUUGUUGGAGAACGUUUGACAGUCCGCGCAGGAGAUGUGGACGCCUUCUACGGAAUUCCUUACGCGGUGCCACCUUUGGGAGACCUUCGGUUCAGAAAACCAGUGCCUUUCAAGUCUUGGCAAGGCGUGUAUCAGGCAACAAGUAAACCCAAGCCUUGUGUGCAGAUGGACAUUGAUAUCAUGGAGGUGGCGCCUUUAAAUUACUCCGGCUCUCAGGAAGAUUGUCUCUACCUCAACAUCUGGAGAUCAUCCAAGCUAUGCUCUGCGGCUGUGAAGUGCAGUAAGAAACAGGCGGUCGUAGUCUACAUUCACGGUGGAGCAUUCCAGUGGGGGGACUCUUCUCUAUUUUUAUACGACGGAAGUAACUUCGCUGCGUCGUCGGAGGUUCUGUUCGUAAGCUUCAAUUACCGGGUCGGUAUUUUCGGAUUUUUGUCGAUUGGAAGGCCGGAGCUGCCUGGCAACAUGGGACUUUGGGACCAGAGUCUGGCGCUCGAGUGGGUUCGGACCAACAUCGGUUACUUUGGCGGAGACCCGAACCAUUUAACAUUGUGGGGUCAAAGCGCCGGUGCUGCUUCGGCUGGCUACCACGCCCUCUCUCCUCAGAGCAGGGGACUCUUUCAGCAGAUCAUCAUGCAGAGCGGGACCCCCCUCCUGACGAUCUCGAUGACUUCGCACGAUCCAGCGUCGAGAUUCUUAGUACUUUCUGGAGCCGUUGGUUGCUACGAUGCAUCCACCAACUGGAAAACAGAGGUUUCUAGCAUAAUAGCUUGCUUACAGAGGGUGGACGCUCGCAAGAUUAUUAAUAUUAUAAGCGAAGAUCAUCCUCGGAACCAGUAUUAUAUACCAACCAGCGGUGACGAUUUCUUACCGAUUGAUCCCUUCGUUGAAAAUGCCUGGCGAGAAUUGGGUGCUAAGAAACUGCUAAUAGGACGCACGUCAAACGAAGGCACUCUAAUGGUACGUUUUUUGACCCAGUCGGUUCCACAACUCCAAAAUCUGAACGACUUUGACUACAGAUUUUUUCUGAACGUUGUAUUCUCGGUCAUGUUGAACAUACCAGUUUCUGCGGCACGAGAUAUUGUGAGCGAGUAUUUUAGUGAUUACGAUGUUCAACAUGACAACGACACCGUGUAUUCCAUCAUUGGUGAAGUGAUGGGGGACGUAAUGUUCGACUGCCCGAACAAAUAUAUCGCGAUUCAAGCUGCGGCGCAGGGAGUGGACGUCUACAUGUACGAGUUCGCCCAUCGACCUUCAUUCAGUGCCUGGCCUAAGAACUUUGGUGUAACCCACGCCGAUGAUUUGCCAUUUCUACUAGGUACUCUGCAAUCUAUUUUUCACAAUGGUCGAAUCUCAGCGGCCCUGCCCGAAGAGGUCCGAAGACAUAUUCCGGAAGUAAGUUAUACGCAGGAAGAGCUUGCUUUCAUGGACCAGCUCAUGGAUAUGGUGUCGACUUUCGUAAAGGACGGGUGCGUACGAAUUUUGUAUUUUUGA
Ixodes scapularis (black-legged tick) is the source of this 1590-nucleotide messenger RNA. RefSeq names its product acetylcholinesterase-1-like. Gene Ontology annotation, molecular function: acetylcholinesterase activity. The coding region runs from base 1 to 1590 and encodes 529 amino acids. The record is from RefSeq and is a predicted model, not a curated record. Gene Ontology annotation, cellular component: plasma membrane. Gene Ontology annotation, biological process: acetylcholine catabolic process; choline metabolic process. The transcript has a single exon. Lineage: Eukaryota; Metazoa; Arthropoda; Arachnida; Ixodida; Ixodidae.